Molecule: messenger RNA, 363 nt
Organism: Solanum pennellii
Lineage: Eukaryota; Viridiplantae; Streptophyta; Magnoliopsida; Solanales; Solanaceae
Exons: 1
Coding region: 1-363 (120 amino acids)
Source: RefSeq, a predicted model, not a curated record
AUGGCUUCUAAGUUGAAAGACAUUGUGAGGAUUAAUCCUCAAGUGUUUUUAGGUUCUAAGGUGGGAGAGGAUCCACAAGAAUUCUUAGUUGAGGUGUAUAAUAUAGUGGAUGCUAUGAAAUUUACCUCUAGAGAAAAUACGAAGUUGGCUUCCUAUCAAUUGAAGGAUGUUUCUCAAGUUUGGUUCACUCAAUGGAAGGCCAAUAGGCCGGUAGGAGCGGAUAUUAUAGCAUUGAAGGAGUUUAAGGAAGUUUUCCUUGGUAGGUUUUUCCCACGUGAGAAACGAGAAGAUAAGGUAGAGGAGUUUAUCAACCUUAGGCAAGGUAACAUGAGUGUACAAGAGUACUCCUUGAAGUUUACUUAA